UCAUUUUUUAAUAGGAUUCUCAUUUUUUAAAUCACAACUCUCAUCGUUAAUCUCUAGUCUCUAUCUUUCUCUGGGUUUUACAACGGUUCAUCUCUGUUUUUUUUUUUGUCAAGAACUUGGUGGUCAUUUUCAGGAAAAAAGACUACACGUUGCUCUAUGAGUUGUUCAUCCAAAGUAUCUUUGAUCAUGUUAUUGUGAUUGCGUGUGUGAUUAUAAUUCUUGGUCAUUUUUGCUAUUAAUAAUUUGAUACUUUUGUCUUUUCUUUUUUGUCUUUUUGUGUUUCCAAUGUAUGUAAUCUCUUUUUGAUUCCCUAGUUUUCUACAAAUUUUUUUGUGAUCUUCUAAGAACGUCUCUUUCAUGGGUUCUUGGGAAAUUGUUCAUAGUUAAUCGCUUUAUAUGGGCCUUUUGUUUAUGUUGCAGCGUGAAAUUUAUAUAUGUGUUUUGGAAUUUAAUUGUGGUUUUCUGUUAAGAUGCUCUGUUUUGUAUGAUAUUGAAAUUAUUCUACCAUCUGGACUUUGAUUUUCUUGAUGGCUUUGUGUUUCUCUUUUGUGUAAAUGUAAAUAUUUUGACAAAAUUCUACAUCAGCAAGAAUUAGUGUUUUGUCUGUUAUGAAAAAAUGGAAUUCUCUCGAGCAGACUACAUGAUUGAGGACUCUGAUGAAUGGGACAAUAAGUUUCCUAAUACCUUCAAGGGAUUUCCCUCAGCAACUAAAACUCAGAGGCAUGGUACUUACUGGCUUGCAGAGUAUGACUUUGACACUGUUACUCAACAGAAGGAAGAGGAGAACCCUUGGGAAUAUCCUGCACGCAUCAUAAUGAAAAAGGAUAUGAAGAUUAAAGAUGUGGUGAAGGAACAUGUGCUCCCGUUGCUUCCUGCUAAAUCGCUUACGAAGUUUAGGGCUGUGUCCAAAGAAUGGGAUAAAUGGAUAGCUAGUCCCUUAUUAACCCACCAACAAAGUUUCUCUUGCCAGAGUUUUUCGGGCUACUUCUAUCAAGAUACGGAGAUGGGAGGGGAUCCUAUGUUUUUAUCCUUGGACCAUUCUGCAAGUGGAGUUCCCAGCCAAUUCCUUGAUUUCCUGCUGGAGCAAAAUGUCAAAAUUCUGUGCUCUUGCAGUGGGUUGCUCCUUUAUCAGGGGUCUGAGAAGUAUUAUGUUUGCAAUCCUGCAACCCAAGACUGGAAAAUGCUCCCUCUUCCUCAGUAUUAUCACGGGGAUGAACCGGCAGUUGUUCUUGCUUUUGAGCCUUCUCUUCGUAACAUUGAGGCAUAUUAUCAUGUUAUCUGUGCAUUUCCUAUGCUUGGUCAGCCAAUAAUCUGCUUUGAGAUUUACUCUUCAGAAUCAAAUACUUGGAGCUUCUCUUCUGCAUACUGUACUGACUUGGAAAAUCCAAAGCUUCUCGGUGGGGGUUCGUAUAUGAAGGGGGUUGCUUACUAUGAGACGACAUCAAACGAAGUACUGGCCUUUGAUGUAAAAAACGAGAUCCCUGCAAUUAUAUCUUUACCUGUCCUUCAAGUUGGGAGACAUGGAUCCUUAACACAGAUGGAAGGUGAGCUGUGCUACGUUAGUGCUAAUAACGAAUGUGGAAAUGUUUUCUUAAUAGAUAUCUACCAAGGCAUGGAAAUGAUCCUGAGGCGCAGUGUUAGCAUCAAUCUUGGAGUCGAUAGGGGUUUUACUCAAGCAUGCGAGGUACUACCCUGUGUUAACAGUGAUGCUGUGGCAAUUCACGUUGGCGGAUUCAUAUACUUUUAUCAUAUCAGGCAGCAGAAAGUUGAGUUUAUAACAAGUCCAUAUGCUACGGGUCCUGGCAAAAAGUUCCUGCCUUAUAUAAACAGCCUUGCUAUGCUACAUGAGCUUAUGGAGACUUAAUUCACUACGUUAAUUGUUUUUCCGUACAGUAGAAAAUGACUGCUUACAUCGUGACUUGGAUGUAUAAAAGGAACAUGCCCGUUGACGUUCUCUGUUUGGUAAAUAACGGAUUUUGAUUA
Messenger RNA from Lycium barbarum (goji berry), 1983 nucleotides. RefSeq names its product F-box protein At5g07610-like. The record is from RefSeq and is a predicted model, not a curated record. The coding region runs from base 617 to 1864 and encodes 415 amino acids. Gene Ontology annotation, molecular function: protein binding. NCBI's taxonomy places the organism in Eukaryota, Viridiplantae, Streptophyta, Magnoliopsida, Solanales, Solanaceae. The transcript has 3 exons.